GCAAACCAUCAGUGACUUCAGGUCAUCUGAGAGUCGCCGAGCACUUGUCUGUUUAUGCCCCGAUCAAUGAUGGCGGCUGUGAGCGGGCGAGGCCGCAGUGUUGUUGCUGCCCCCGACACGUGAUGCGGGCGGCGGGAGCGCGAAGCCGGACGAGCCCGUGGGGGGAGCGCGAUUAAGCGAGUUUGGCUGCAAAGCUGCACUGCUUCGGCACAGGCCGCCAUCAUGUCCUACAACUAUGUUGUGACAGCGCAGAAACCGACUGCGGUGAAUGCCUGCAUUACUGGUCAUUUCACCUCAGCCGAUGAUUUGAAUCUGUUGAUUGCCAAGAACACAAGGUUGGAGAUUUAUGUGGUGACUCCAGAAGGUUUGCGCCCUGUUAAAGAAGUAGGCAUGUAUGGCAAGAUAGCUGUAAUGGAGCUCUUCCGACCAAAGGGAGAAGGUAAGGACCUGCUUUUCAUUCUGACUGCAAAGUACAAUGCCUGCAUUUUGGAAUAUAAACAGAAUGGAGAAAACAUUGAUAUCAUCACAAGGGCCCAUGGAAAUGUACAGGAUCGUAUUGGCCGCCCUUCUGAGACAGGAAUAAUAGGUAUUGUGGACCCUGAGUGUCGCAUGAUAGGUCUCAGACUAUACGAUGGGCUCUUCAAGGUGAUCCCAUUAGACAGAGACAACAAAGAGUUGAAGGCAUUUAAUAUCCGUCUGGAAGAGCUUCAUGUAAUUGAUGUGAAGUUUCUGUAUGGCUGUCAGGUCCCAACCAUUUGCUUUGUCUAUCAGGAUCCUCAGGGCCGCCACGUAAAAACAUAUGAAGUAUCUUUGAGAGAAAAAGAAUUCAACAAGGGACCCUGGAAGCAGGAAAAUGUGGAAGCUGAAGCAUCAAUGGUCAUUGCAGUUCCAGAACCAUUUGGAGGAGCGCUGAUCAUAGGUCAAGAAUCCAUCACAUACCACAACGGAGACAAAUACCUGGCAAUUGCACCACCAGCUAUCAAGCAAAGCACAAUUGUUUGUCAUAAUCGUGUGGAUCCUAAUGGUUCACGGUAUCUGUUGGGAGAUAUGGAAGGACGUUUGUUUAUGCUGUUACUGGAGAGGGAGGAACAAAUGGAUGGGAACAUCACUGUCAAAGACCUUCGUGUUGAACUGCUAGGAGAGACAUCAAUUGCAGAAUGUUUGACGUACUUGGAUAAUGGAGUCGUAUUUGUUGGGUCUCGUCUUGGAGACUCACAGCUUGUAAAGCUAAACGUGGAUAGCAAUGAGCAGGGGUCCUAUGUUGCUGGCAUGGAAACCUUUACCAACUUGGGUCCAAUUGUGGACAUGUGUGUGGUAGAUCUGGAAAGACAAGGUCAGGGCCAGCUGGUUACUUGUUCAGGAGCAUUUAAGGAAGGGUCACUAAGAAUAAUCCGAAAUGGAAUUGGGAUCCAUGAACAUGCUAGCAUUGAUCUUCCUGGUAUUAAGGGUCUGUGGCCAUUGCGUUCUGAUUCCACUCGUGAUACAGAUGAUAUGUUGGUACUCUCAUUUGUUGGACAGACACGUGUGCUGAUGCUUAAUGGGGAGGAGGUAGAGGAGACUGAAAUGCCUGGCUUUGUUGACGACCAACAGACAUUCUACUGUGGGAAUGUGGCCCAUCAGCAGCUCAUUCAGAUAACAUCUGGUUCGGUGCGAUUGGUCAGCCAAGAGCCUAAGUCUCUGGUUAGUGAGUGGAAGGAGCCAAAUGGAAAGAAUAUCAGUGUUGCAUCCUGUAAUAACAGCCAGGUAGUAGUGGCAGUGGGUCGUGUAUUGUAUUACCUGGAAAUUCAUCCCAAGGAACUCAAACAAAUCAGUUUUAUAGAAAUGGAGCAUGAAGUGGCCUGUCUGGAUAUCACUCCAUUGACUGAGGGAAGCAGUAUAUCACCCCUAUGUUCUGUGGGCCUUUGGACAGAUAUUUCAGCCCAGAUCCUCAAACUACCAUCAUUUGAAAUCCUGCAUAAGGAGAUGCUUGGAGGAGAGAUCAUUCCACGGUCCAUUUUGAUGACAACAUUUGAAGGCAGCCAUUACCUGCUGUGUGCUUUGGGUGAUGGAGCUCUCUUUUACUUUGGACUUGAAAUAGAAACAGGUUUGCUGAGUGAUCGUAAGAAAGUCACACUGGGGACCCAACCGACAGUGCUGCGAACGUUCAGAUCUUUGUCCACCACAAAUGUCUUUGCCUGCUCAGAUCGUCCUACUGUCAUUUAUAGCAGCAAUCACAAGCUGGUCUUCUCAAAUGUUAACCUCAAGGAAGUAAACUACAUGUGCCCUCUUAAUUCCGAGGGAUACCCUGAUAGUUUGGCUUUGGCCAACAACAGCACUUUAACUAUAGGAACCAUUGACGAGAUUCAGAAACUACACAUCCGGACGGUGCCACUUAAUGAGUCUCCAAAGAGAAUCUGUUACCAAGAAGCAUCACAGUGCUUUGGUCUGGUAAGCAGUAGAGUGGAAGUAUUAGAUCCCAGUGGAGGCACCUCUGUCCUGAGACCGAGUGCCAGCACUCAGGCUCUUUCCACCAGUAUCAGCUCCAGUAAACUUUUCCCAAGUAGUACCUCUCAGCAUGAGAGCUCAUUUGGGGAUGAAGUGGAGGUGCACAAUUUACUAAUCAUAGAUCAGCAUACAUUUGAAGUUCUUCAUGCUCACCAGUUUCUUCAAAAUGAGUAUGCACUAAGUAUUGUGUCCUGCAAGUUGAGCAAAGAUCCCAAUACUUACUUUGUCGUGGGCACGGCAAUGGUUUAUCCUGAAGAAGCAGAACCAAAACAAGGACGAAUUAUUGUGUUCCAGUACUCUGAUGGUAAACUUCAGACAGUAGCAGAAAAAGAAGUAAAAGGUGCUGUAUAUUCCAUGGUGGAGUUCAAUGGCAAGUUGUUGGCAAGCAUCAAUAGCACGGUGCGAUUAUAUGAGUGGACUGCUGAAAAAGAGCUACGCACAGAGUGUAACCACUACAAUAAUAUCAUGGCCCUUUACUUGAAAACAAAGGGAGACUUUAUCCUUGUGGGAGAUUUGAUGCGCUCAGUGCUGCUGCUUGCUUAUAAACCAAUGGAAGGCAAUUUUGAAGAGAUUGCCCGAGACUUCAACCCUAAUUGGAUGAGUGCUGUGGAGAUAUUGGAUGAUGAUAAUUUCUUGGGUGCAGAGAACUCCUUCAAUUUGUUUGUUUGUCAGAAAGACAGUGCGGCUACUACAGAUGAGGAAAGACAGCACCUCCAGGAAGUAGGGCUAUUCCACCUUGGCGAGUUUGUCAAUGUGUUUUGUCAUGGAUCUCUGGUAAUGCAGAAUCUUGGUGAGACGUCAACACCUACACUGGGUUCAGUGUUGUUUGGUACAGUCAAUGGCAUGAUUGGUUUGGUUACUUCAUUGUCUGAGAGCUGGUAUAACUUCCUUUUCGAAGUCCAAAAUCGACUGAAUAAAGUUAUCAAAAGCGUGGGCAAGAUUGAACAUUCAUUUUGGAGAUCAUUUCACUCUGAAAGGAAGACUGAACCGGCUGCAGGAUUCAUAGAUGGAGACCUUAUAGAGAGCUUCUUGGAUCUUAGCCGACCUAAAAUGCAGGAGGUGGCUGCAGGGUUGCAGAUUGAUGAUGGCAGUGGGAUGAAAAGAGAAGCAACUGUAGAUGAUCUGAUAAAAAUUGUUGAAGAAUUAACCAGAAUACAUUAGCCGAACACUGAAGAUAUGCUGUUUAUCAGCAAUAAUGCUGGUAUUAUUGGAGGGUUGCAGUGAACUUUAGUACACAAUUAAAAGAGCUACAGAGUAUUUGUGAUAUGAACCAAUAAUGUCUGGGACAUAAAAUUUCUUCACUCAUAGCUGUGUUUCAUCACUCUGUCCUGAGCUGCUGUUAGGACAUUAUUGUUCAUAUGGAUAGGAACUCCAGGGAAACUGACAAAAAUCACGUUUUCCUUAAUGUCAGCAUAACAAAGCAAAAAUUAAAUUUAAAAUUGCCUACAGAAGGUGUGUUAUUUUUUAUUCUCCAUCUGUCAUCCCUCGCAGCAAAAUGAAUAUGGUACAUUAUACUUAUUGGAGAGGUGGAAAGGCAGAAAAGCCAAGUAAUGAUUUUGGGACUAGUUGACAUCAAGCUUAAAGGCUGCUCAGUUUUAGUCUAGAGCCAGUUGCACUGAAAAUUCCUUCCUCUUUUGGGAGCAACUUAUUAUACCUUAAUUGAAUUUGACUCUAAUGCUGGUAUUGUUGAACUGUGAGAGUUCUAUCCUGAGGAUUCUUUGUUACCUAGCUGACAACCUCACUUACGUGGCUAGUAUAAAAAUAUGCAAUGCAGUAGUGGGUAUUUUUCUGAAAUUAAGGUCAAGAUGCAUUGAGGAACAGCACUGAAGUAGCUUUACUUUAAAUUUAGCCUGUGUUACCUUCACCUCGGUGCUGAUGAUGAAUGCUAAAAACAAUUCCAUUCCUCUGCAUUGACCAACAACUUAGUACAUAAAAAUUGGACAUUAAAUUAUUGCACAUAGACAGCACCAUAGUUGGGAGCUGAACUUUGCCCAUGUGCACAUAUUAGCUUGAGACCUCAGUGCUUCCAUACUUUGAAAAUGAUCUGGGGGAACCAGGAACAGCUGUUGGAAAAUUCAACAAUAAUGCCACAUGCAUUUUUUUUUGUUAGUCAGCACCCCAGGCUGCUGAAGGAACUACUCUUGUUGAUAUUUACAUGACUAAGUACAAACAUCAAGCUGUGCCAAAGUAUUUUGUAAAGGAGAGCUGCGAGUGGUUAUAAUUGUCACUUAGUAUGCUUUAACAUGACAAUACGUGUACAGGGUUCAAAAUAACUAGAAUGAAAGGGUAAGAUUCUUCUGUACAACAGGCAUAUAUUGCACACUUAGGCUUCAACCACUCAUGGUGCUAAGCAAGCUCUGAUGAAUGCCUGAAAGUGACAGUCCUUAGCUGCCUAAUGCAUAUUAAUUACACAUUGCAAUCAUACUAAUGAGAAAGAAAUUCUGCACGGCAUUGAUUCAGAUAGUGUUAAAUGUUAUUUCGAGCCCUGCCAUUUGCUUGGAGUUAAAGAAUGGUGAUUGGUUUAUCAAGCAUUCAGUAUUACAUGGUAUAAAAAUACUGACGUGUUUUAUGUUAGAAAGAAAACUAAAAAUGGAAUAUUUGAAUUAAAAUACAAAUACUUGGCAGAUUUGUCAGUAUCUCAGAAUAAAACUCAGCAGAAACAUCGAGAGAGGCACUCCAUAAAACACAUUUUUGACAAUUUCAGUUUUGGUGAUCUCCCCAUAACCAGGAAGCUAUUUUUGUUGCAUCAUCAGCCCAACUCUUCUAAACUAGGAGGAUGAAUUAUAUGGCCUGCUUUGGGAUUUAAUUUAUUUUUAAACACUGUAGAAUUGUGAGCAAAACUCCACCUUGCCCAUUCAGCAUGCUUUAAGGGUGGAACAAUAACCAUAGCAUAUGUGGUCUGAUACUUUAGUUUAAAUUAAAACUUAGAUUAAAGAGAGAUGAUCUGAUGGUUGCUGUCAUCUGCAACUGGUUCUAGAGCCUUUUGUGAAUCUGGGCCCAAAAUCUCAAGAGGUAAUCACUGUGAAGAUGGUCUGCAGAAGUGCAUAGUGUGUUUUAUGCCUAUUUCCUUUGAUUUUGAGCUCCCUUCAUAUUACCUUGAAGAAAAUCGUAAUUCUUCCCUUUGUGGCUGUUUAACAAAAAGGCGUGUCCUUUUGUAGGCUGAAGAUAAAACUGCUUUAUAAAUAAUGAACAAAUGUGCACUGUGCUUGAAUCUUUUAAUGAAUUUUGUUAUUUUCAUCAAUAAAUUUCUGUUUCAAAGUG
Messenger RNA from Pristis pectinata (smalltooth sawfish), 5745 nucleotides. It is a transcript of the gene ddb1, whose product is annotated as damage-specific DNA binding protein 1. Gene Ontology annotation, cellular component: nucleus; site of double-strand break. The coding region runs from base 223 to 3645 and encodes 1140 amino acids. Gene Ontology annotation, molecular function: protein binding; nucleic acid binding. Gene Ontology annotation, biological process: DNA repair; proteasome-mediated ubiquitin-dependent protein catabolic process. Lineage: Eukaryota; Metazoa; Chordata; Chondrichthyes; Rhinopristiformes; Pristidae. The record is from RefSeq and is a predicted model, not a curated record. The transcript has 27 exons.